This is a messenger RNA of Astrephomene gubernaculifera, 667 nucleotides long. Lineage: Eukaryota; Viridiplantae; Chlorophyta; Chlorophyceae; Chlamydomonadales; Astrephomenaceae. The record is from the annotation of a GenBank genome assembly.
CGACAGCAGCGGCAGUGGGGGCGGUAGAUACAGGUUGCGGCUGCGUCCAGCGGAUGACGCGUUCUUCCGAGCCAACGUCCUCGACGCCUUCCUGCCCGUCCAAUACCGCCUGGAGGGAGCGGCGGCUGCGGCUGCUGCAUCUGCGGGCCCUGCUACUGCUACCGCUGCAUGGGUGGGAUUUCAGCCGCUACGGCAGCAGGAGCAGCAGCAGCCGGGGGGGCUGGAGCUGCAGCAACAGCGGGAGGAGGAGGAGGGUGGGAAGGGUGAGGGUGGUGAGGAGGAGGCGGAGGACGUUGCCGAGCGCUCCUGCCUGCCCCUGGCGAAUGAAACCUGGUGGCGACUGUACGACAACGCGGCCUUCCUCCGAGACCACCUGACACAGCUGGCGGAGCAAGGAGUUCAAUCUCAAUCUCAACCUCAACCUCAAUCUCAGUCACAGCCACCUCAGCAUCAGCAUCAGCGGGGAGGUGCGGUUGGAGGCAGUGGAACCAGUGGGGUUGGAGCCGGGGUGGGAUUGAACCUGCAGGACUUUGCCUUCCACGUGCUGCGCAACUGCUUCGUGGUGUUGAUGGUGGCGCGGGACGAGAGCGCUUCCUUCCGCAUCUUCUCCACCCUCAACGGGCGGGGCAUGGACCUCAGUGUGGUGGAUAAGCUGAAAGCCGACCUG